AUGAAAUUUAAUAAUAAAGAAUUUUGGUAUUAUUUCAAAUGCUUAAUUGAUAUUGCUUUAUCAGCGAUAAUUUAUAGUUAUUCAAAAGAUUCUUCUAUAGUAACUAUCAAUACAUUAACAAUAUAAUUGUUGGGUAUAAUAUUAUCACCUUGUAUAGCAAAGAAAUUUGGGAUUAAAAAAAGAAAAUAAAUAUAAAUUGUAAUGUUGUUUGCUCAAUUGAUUCAAAUAUUUUAUUGUUGUUUCUAUUUUGAGGAAAUCUUGAGAUAUGGUUAUCUACUAAUUAAAUUUUAUGAGAAACAAUUAAUAGAUAUUUUAUAGACGCAAAUUAGUUAUAUAAUUAUUAUCGCAUUGAAUGCCUUUUAAUUAUUUUUGAUGAUAUCUUAGAAUGAAUUAGGAGUUACAUAUUUUUCAGUAGGUUAUGUAACUAUAUUAAUCUUUAAAGAAAAACAAAAGGUUUUAAGAAAGUUAGAGAAAAUAAAGUUAGAAAAGAUUUCAAAAAGAGAGAUUAAAUAAACUAAAAAUUAGACUAGAUAAUCAAUGUUAAUUAAUCAAAUAAGUGAUUCACUUAGUUUAAAAUGGAUGAAUAAAUUAUAUAAUUUUCCUGUAGGGAUUGUAAUAGUUAAGAAGUAAAAUUUGGAAAUAAUAUUUGAAAAUGAUUAAUUACUAUAAAUUUUUGAAGCUGAGGAUGAUAUUGGUAAAUUUAUAUUAGAAAAUGUGGAAUGUACAAUAGUGUAAAAGAAAAACAAUUAUUUUAUAGACUAAUCUAGUAUAGGAAUAGAAAAGAAUGGAAUGUUAUAAAUUUCAGGAUCUUUUAAUGUUACAUAAUAAUAAACAUAAAAUAAGACUUUUACAAUAAAAUAAAUUUUAAAUUUAUUAAAUUUGGGUAGAUUAGAGAAAUUGAAAACAAAAGAUGAUUAAUUAGAAUUAUCUGCAACAUUUUGUAAAGGUAAUGAUGCAUUUUUUGAAGAGAGAAAUUUGUUAUUUAAGAUUUCAUCCACAUAAGAUGAAAAUGAAUAUUUAAUAAUUAUUUAGGAUAUAACAUUAUAAAAUAAUUUUAAAAAGAUUGAAACAAAAGAAUAAUUUAUAGUAAAGAUGAUAGAUUCAUUUUCACAUGAAUUAAGAACACCAUUAAAUAGUGCAGAAUUAUUUCUUUAGGGAUUAAGUUAGGCAAAUGAAUUACCUAUUUAAUUAAAAGAGAAUUUUAUAGAUCCAGCUAAAAAUUCAUUAAGUUUAUAAGCAUAUAUAAUAAGAGAUAUAAUAGAUUUUACAUAAUUUAAUCAGAAGAUAAUUAAAUAUGAUUUUUCAGAUUUUAAAUUUGUAGAUAUUAUUUAAGAAAUAAAUGAUUUAUUUAAAUUGAGUUUUUAACAUAAAAAAAUUGGUUUACAUGUGAAUGCAUAAAGAUCAAUUCCAACAGUGAUAAAAUCUGAUUAUAAUAGAAUUAUGUAAAUAUUAGUGAACAUUUUAUCAAAUUCAGUUAAAUUUAGUUCUAAAGGUUUAGUUGAAGUAAUUAUAUAAGGUUUUGAUGGUUAUGUAUUGUUUAGCAUAUAAGAUUAAGGUUAAGGAAUAGAGGCAUAAAUGUUAUCGAAAAUAUAAUAAACUUUAUAGGAUUUUGCAUUGAAUAGGAAUAUAUCUUAAUAACAUGAAUGGUAAGGUUUAGGACUAUUAGUAAGUUAAAUGAAUUUAAUAACUUUGGCUCCUUAAAAUAAAUCUUAUCUUUAAAUUACUUCUAAAGGUGUAAAUUAAGGUGUUUAAGUUAAGUUUAGAAUUAAAACUCAAACAUAAAUUUUUACAUAACAAUUUGGUAAGCAUAAAACCUUUAAAAGAGGAUCUCAAUAUUCAUAUAAUACAGUACCUGAAUUAAGUGAAGGAUUAUAAGGUAAAUAUAUAAUAGAUUAUAGGAUUAUUAAUCAUAACUAAUCCUGAACCUAUAAAUUCCUCAUUUAAAAAUAUACCCAUAAAAGAACUUCCAUCAGUAGCUAAUUAUUUUGGAAAACCUUAGAGUCACUUUUUGGAAAAUUAAAAUUAAGUAGAAACUGAUCUAUAAAUUUAAGGUAUAAAAUCAUAAUAUAUUAAUUUAUAGAUUCUGAUAGAUUUGGUUUAACUCAUCAACUUAUAUAAAUAUAAUCGAAUUUCAAUCCAAAGUUUUUGAAUUCUAAAUAUAGACAAAAUUCACUUGUUUAAAGAAUGUAAUAAAGAAAUGAUGAUUAAACUUAAUUAUAAUCAAACUUUAGCAAAAUUAAAUUAAAAUGUUAAUGUUAAAAAGCUUUAUCUGUUGAUGAUGAUUCUUUUAAUCAAAAGGCUCUUCAAUUGAUUCUUGGAUAAAUGGGAUUUCAAAUCUAACUUGCAUAUAAUGGUUAAUAAGCAAUAGAAAUUGUUAAAUAAACUUAAAAAUGUAAUGAAGAUUGUAAAAUGUAUAUUUUCAUUUUAAUGGAUUGUUAAAUGCCUAUUUUAGAUGGAUGGUAAACAACUAAGAGAUUAAGAAAUAUGAUGAGUAGAAAAAUUAUUCCAUCAAUUCCUAUUAUAGGAUUAACAGCUUUUAAUGGUUAAUAUGAAAUAGAAAAAUGUUAUGAAAGUGGAAUGUAAACAGUUUUAACAAAACCAUUAAAAAUUGAUGAUCUAAAACAAGCAUUGAUUCGCAUUUAUAAGUUUGUUUUAUGA
Molecule: messenger RNA, 2658 nt
Organism: Paramecium sonneborni
Lineage: Eukaryota; Ciliophora; Oligohymenophorea; Peniculida; Parameciidae
Source: the annotation of a GenBank genome assembly